CCUUUAUGCCCUCCUUUCAUUGAGACAAGUCCCCAACCAAUUCCUUCCUCUCUCUAAAUUCGCCGUCGUUUACUCCGCGAGUUUCUUUUUUUUUGUUUACUUCCAUCCAAAAUUCUAAUUCUUUUUUUUUUUUUUUUACUUUACUUGUUAACCAUAGUCUCCGAGAUGAGUUAAAAUUCUGGUCAGACACAUUUAUGACCGUCGGAUCUACCUCGUGACCCGUGACGUAGAAACACAUCAAUUACUAAUUUUUCUCAAAGAGAAAGACGCAACCUAAAGCCAGUAAUUCGGAUCACCGGCGGCCAAGCCUUGAUUCUUCGAGACGGAGUAUAGAUGUCGGGGCCACUCGAUCGAUUCGCUCGGCCUUGCUUUGAGGGGUUUUAUGGUAGUGAUGAGAGGAGAGAGAGGAAAUCUGAUUUCGAGAACUCAGAGGAUGAAAGGCGCACAAGAAUUGGAUCCUUGAAAAAGAAAGCAAUAAGUGCAUCUGCUAGAUUUAAGCAUUCUCUUAAAAAGAAGAGUAAUAGAAGGAAAAGUGAUGGCCGUGUCAGCUCUGUAUCCAUUGAGGAUGUUCGCAAUGCUGAAGAGCUACGGGCUGUUGAUCAAUUUCGACAAGCAUUAAUCAUGGAAGAACUGCUUCCAGAAAAACACGACGACUAUCACAUGAUGUUGAGGUUUUUGAAAGCAAGAAAGUUUGAUAUCGAUAAAGCUAAGCACAUGUGGGCAGAUAUGCUCCAAUGGAGGAAGGAGUUUGGUGCUGACACCAUCAUGGAGGAUUUUGAGUUCAAGGAGUUGAAUGAGGUCUUAAGGUAUUAUCCUCAUGGUCAUCAUGGUGUCGAUAAGGAGGGAAGACCUGUGUAUAUUGAGAGAUUGGGAAAAGUUGAUCCCAACAAGCUCAUGCAAGUUACGACUAUGGACCGUUAUGUAAAAUACCAUGUCCGAGAGUUUGAGAAGGCCUUCACUAUGAAGUUUCCUGCAUGUACUAUUGCCGCAAAGAGGCAUAUAGAUUCAAGCACAACAAUUUUAGACGUUCAUGGUGUGGGCUUUAAGAAUUUUACUAAGUCUGCACGGGACCUGAUUAUGCGACUGCAAAAGAUUGAUGGUGACAACUACCCUGAGACUCUUUACCAAAUGUUUAUCAUCAAUUCUGGACCUGGUUUUAGGCUGUUGUGGAACACUGUGAAGACAUUUCUAGAUCCCAAAACAACUUCCAAGAUUCAUGUUAUCGGAAAUAAGUACCAAAGCAAACUGCUAGAGAUUAUUGAUGCCAGUGAGUUGCCAGAGUUUCUAGGUGGUAGCUGUACCUGUGCAGAUCAGGGAGGUUGCCUUCGGUCUGAUAAGGGGCCUUGGAAGAAUCCAGAAAUAAUGAAGAUGGUUCUUAAUGGUGUGGCAUUGGGUGCCAGGCAAUUUGUAAAAGUUCUGAAUAGUGAUGGGAAAGUUAUUGCAUAUGUUAAGCCACAAUGUCCAAUGUUGAAAGGUAGUGAUACAUCCACUGCAGAAUCUGGAUCAGAGGCUGAAGAUAUUGCAUCCCCAAAAGCUAUGAAGAGUUAUUCACAACUUCUGCUGACCCCUGUUUGUGAAGAAACUAAGGUAGUUGGAAAAACAAGCUAUGCUGGCAACUUCUCAGGCUAUGAUGAAUUUGUUCCCAUGGUUGAUAAAGCUGUUGAUUCUAGUUGGAAGAAACAAACCUCCCUCUUGAGGCCUUCUGCUUCCAAAGGUACAUUAGCAGCUCCUGAAACUCCCAAGGCCCAGGAAGGAAUUCGAGCUUGGAUUUUGCUGAUGCUCAUGGCUUUUUUCAUGACACUUUAUACUCUCUUCCACUCAGUGGCACUGAAUAUAACCAGAAAGCUACCUAACUCAGUUUCUGGUCAUUGUCAAAAUGUUACUGAACCUACACCUAAUGCAACUCAAAAGGAAGAAUGUCGCGCCCCUUCUCCAACAGCUCUUCAUACUCAGGCAGAUCUUCUAUCUUCUGUUAUUGAGAGGUUGGGUGAGCUUGAAGAGAAAGUUGGUACACUACAAGCGAAGCCAUCUAAGAUGCCUUAUGAGAAAGAGGAGUUGUUGAAUUCUGCUGUAUGUCGUGUUGAAGCUCUAGAGGCAGAGCUCAUUGCUGCCAAGAAGGCUCUUCACGAAGCUUUGAUGAGGCAAGAGGAGCUGUUUGCAUCCCUAGACAGUCGAGAGCAAGCCAAAUUAAGGAAAAAGAAGUUUUGCUGGUGAUAUGUUCUGCUGAUGAAGGGACUAAAAACAAAACCGCUUACCGUUUUAUGGAGCGCCCUAUGUUGAUCCACGAGCAAUGUAAUUACCUAUCCGCUCAGAAUCGAAUAUAAAUCCUACUAAUGAAACCGUCAAUUCUCUCAGGCUCGUCUCAUUUCCUUCCUUCCAUGUAAUGUUUGAAAUUGCUGUACUUCAAAAGUAAAAGGGGAUUCAUAUAUAUUUUCGCUUUCGGAA
Gossypium raimondii (Peruvian cotton) is the source of this 2445-nucleotide messenger RNA. Its product is annotated as phosphatidylinositol/phosphatidylcholine transfer protein SFH6. The record is from RefSeq and is a predicted model, not a curated record. NCBI's taxonomy places the organism in Eukaryota, Viridiplantae, Streptophyta, Magnoliopsida, Malvales, Malvaceae. The transcript is spliced from 15 exons. The coding region runs from base 334 to 2214 and encodes 626 amino acids.